AUGUCGGAUAGACCGGCGAGGGAAUCGACAUAUUCGUCGGAAGCAGACACAAGGGGUUUAUCGGUAGGCAAAGAAGAAACCGGAGUUAGCUGGUCUAUUUCAGCUUCCGUUGUGGGAAGUGUAAACUUGGAAGAUCCGCGGUCCCGUCUGCAACCGGAAUUCAGACUCUUCCGCGAAUCGGCUAUUCCGCGAACACGACUCCGACUAUUCCAAGAGCCGGUUCGCGGAAGAGUUGAAGUCGUGUUUGCAGAAGAGUCGGUUCGUGGAGGUGUCGGGGUUCUGUUCGCGGAGGAUUCGGGCCGUGUUCGUGGUAGAGUCGAUUCGCGGAAGAGUUUAGGUCCUGAUUGCAGAGGAGUCGGAGGCCUGUUCGCGGAAGGGUGGGUCGGGGCUCCUCGAGGCAGAGGCUUUCGCGAACCGACUCCUUGA
Molecule: messenger RNA, 426 nt
Organism: Didymodactylos carnosus
Lineage: Eukaryota; Metazoa; Rotifera; Eurotatoria; Philodinida; Philodinidae
Source: the annotation of a GenBank genome assembly